GAGAAGUCCCGUCACCGAGCCUCGCACUGAGCUAGGGGCGAGCUCCUUGCCAUGACGGCCAUUCGGUUGGAUGAGCUUAAGGAGGUGCUGUCUUUGCCGAACCUUUGGGACGUGAUCACCCAUGGGGACCAGGCGGACCGGCGCCGGUACGAAGUGGGCAUGGCCGCGGCUGGGCUGCUCCUGGCGGCGAGUUUGGUGUUGUCCCUGGGCCACCAAAGGGCGUUGCUGAAGGCUCCUGCGACGUCGACGCCGCGCCUGCGGGGGCUGUAUCAGUUGAUGCACCUCUUCCCCCUGGUGGUGGCUCUGGCUGCCUUUAUGCAGGUCGCUGCGCCCUCAUUUGCGGUGCCCGUCUUCAUCCUGCAGGAGAUUUGGGAGGCCCUGGCUCUGCAUUACUUCGGCCUCACCAUCAUUUGCCUCCUGGGCGGGGAAGAGGCAACGGUGCGUCGCCUCGCGGAUCACCGCGGCAGCCUCUGGCGGGUGCCGCCCUGCGGAUGUCUGGUGCCGCUGAUGCCAUGCCUCUGCCCGGACGCCCCCUUUGAUGCUGCGAUGUUAGCCAAGAUGAGGUGGAUGGUGGAGCAGUUCUGCUACGUGACGCCGUUGACGGCGCUGUUGGGUGCAGCCCUGGACAGGGAGCAGAACUACCAGAAGCAUUUGCAUGCCGCCCAAGGGGCGGUGCAAGUGAUGCGCCUGGCGUCCAUGUUCAUCUGCCUCCAGGCGCUCUUCGCUCUGUACAUGUUGUCGCACCAUGCGCUGCAGAAGUACAAGACCACCGCCAAGUUUCUGAGCAUCAAGGCUUUGAUCUUGCUGUCGGUGCUGCAGAAGGCUCUGGUGAUGCUUGCGCUUCAUGCAGGUGUCAUCGGCUUGCAUCCGUCGCGCCUCUUCACGGAGGCGGACGCGGCUUUGCGGCUGCAGGCCUUCCUGCUGCUGGCGGAGGUGCCUUUCCUCCAAGUCCUGGUGAACCGCGCCUUCCCGGCCGAAGAGCUGAGCGCGUCGGACCUUUUGGAGCCGCUGGCCUGAGCGUCACUUCAGGAGGUGUCCCUCUGCGCCUAUGGACCCCAGCGGAGCGAGUGGCGGCGAGCGGCACUUCCCGGUCUUUGAGCCGGAAAUGAUGGGAACGCGAGCGGUGAGACCCCUCAGUGCCCCUCAGAGUCAGGUUUCCCCCCGCCCCCUCUGGAAGGGGGCGAAUGUGACCUGAACGGAGGCCACGAACAGAGACUGACUCCUUUUGGACGAAAGGUCCGGCGAGCGCGAUCUAAAACUCGCGAUGCUCCAACUGGUGACAUGAAAUUGGGUCCCAGGUGCCGUUUGCGGAUCUUGCGGGGCUGGGAUUUGCGGUUAGAACCGGUGAAACCCGGUGACAGGAUGAGCCA
This is a messenger RNA of Effrenium voratum, 1370 nucleotides long. Lineage: Eukaryota; Dinophyceae; Suessiales; Symbiodiniaceae. The record is from the annotation of a GenBank genome assembly.